Molecule: messenger RNA, 615 nt
Organism: Diceros bicornis minor
Lineage: Eukaryota; Metazoa; Chordata; Mammalia; Perissodactyla; Rhinocerotidae
Product: keratin-associated protein 13-1-like
Exons: 2
Coding region: 1-615 (204 amino acids)
Source: RefSeq, a predicted model, not a curated record
AUGGCCAGUGAGAAAGUCCUGGGAAUGCAUUCAGCAAAUCUAAUAGAACUAGAAGCUUCUAACCUCAACUCAGCUAAACUCACAUCUCCUGUCAACGUGUCCUACAACUGCUGCUCUGGAAAAUUCUCCUCCCUCUCCCUUGGGGGCUACCUGCACUACCCAGGCUCCUCCUGUGGCUCUUCCUACCCCAGCAACCUGGUCUACGGCACUGACUUCUGCUCUCUCAGUAACUGCCAGCUGGGCUCCUCUCUCUACAGUGGCUGUCAGAGGACAUGCUGGGAGCCCACCAGAUACCAGGCACCCUGUGUGGUGUCCAGCCCCUGCCAGAGGUCCUGCUACCACCCAAGGAUCUCCACACUCUGGAGUCCCUGCCAGUCAACUUACGCUGGGUUUCUGGGCUCUGGGUCCAGCAGCUGCUGCUCCCUGGCGUAUGGAUCAAGAAGUUGCUAUUCAGGGUGCUGUGGAUCCAGUGGCUUUAGCCCUCCGAGUUUUGGAGUGCAUGGCUUCUCUUCCCUGACCUAUGGAUCCAGAUUCUGCCGCCCAACCUACUUGCCUUCUAGGAGCUGCGAAACUUCUUGUUACCAACGAACCUGUAGAUCUAGUUUCUACUACUGA